AUGGCGUCCAGGGGUGGUGGAUCCAUAGGCCGAGGUGCAGGCAGGGCUCAGGGCAGCGCACCGGGAUCUCCACCACGACCUAUGCAGGGGCGAGUAGGGGAUGGACCGGGUGGAGCCGGCGCGAUCUUCGUUGGGGGGUUGCUUACCGUACCGGCGCCGACCUCUCGUCGCUCUUUCCGUUACGACGGCCCUCGGCCCCCUCCUUCGGGGCAGACGCCGACACAGCCGGAGAGCGGCAGUGAGGAGGAGGAUGAGGAGGAGGAUGGUGAGGGCGAGAAGGAGGAGAACACUGAGGGGAGCGGGGAUGACAGCGAGGCGGCGUGGGACCCAGAGACGCAUGGCGGUGGGGAGGGGGGAGAUGAUGAUGAUGAAGACCACGAGAUGGAUGGGUUGGAGCCAGAGGGGCGGGAGGAGGAGGUGGGAGAGGGUGGUGGAAGGGCGGCGACAGAGGCGGGAUCACAGCAUGUGCGUGAAGGGGGGGGGAGCGUGGGGGUUAAGGUGGGAGGGGGAAAGGCCGUGACCAUUAGGGAGCCGAAGCAGAGGAAGAAAGCGAACAAGUUGAGAGAGCGGGCGUAUCCCUGCACGUUCACUGGGGAGCCCUUGGGCGAGGGUGUGAUUCCACCCGAGUUCCUAGACGAGGACGGAGGGUCCGAGAGUAGUAAGGGGACUAGCAAGGGUAAUAGGAGGCCGGGGUGGCAAGUUAUGAUGUUCGGACCGUUAGGGGCAGACGAAAAGCGUCAGUGCAAGAUUUGCACAGAUAGGAUUUCGUGGAAGCAAUCCACAACAACCCCGGGCGAGCGGCACUUUGCGAGCUUCCACACUGCGCACAUGCAUGUGUGGCAUCACCGUUACCACACCCCGUCGGUUCACUUGCCUGGGGAGACGUUUCCCCGAGGGGGCUACAAGGGAGUGCCGGAUGGCUACGUCUAUCAGUGGCCACAUGCCAAGACUUGGCCGCAGCUCGCCAAGGGGAAAGCGAUGGCAACUGGUGGAGGUGAUGGGUCAGGAGGGAUCGAGCGGUGGAUGACAGCAAAACUGACCUCGGUGCAGCUACGGCAGGCGAUCACGAAGCUGGUGGUCACCUGCGACCUCCCCUUCCGCAUCGUCGAGGCCGAGGCUUUUCGUGAGCUACUCAUCCUGUUGAACCGCAACUGCGCGCAAAAAAACUUCAUCCCCUCGCGCUGGACGGUUUCCCGCGACACAGUCGUCUAUUCGGCUGCUGCUCUUCAGUCAGCCAUCGCGGAGAUGCUGGCGAAGGAGGGGGAGCUGGGGUGCAGGGUGUCGUUCACCAUCGACAUGUGGACGUCACCCAACAACAGGGCGUGGCUGGUGGUAACGGGUCACUGGAUCGACGAGGGUUACCAGCUGCGCACAAUGGUGUUUGAAUUCCGGGAAAUUCACGGGCGGCACACGGGCAAGCAGAUGGCGAGGGUGGUUGAGGACACGGUGGUGCAGUGGGGGUUGGAGACGCGUUGUCUUGGGUUCACCUCAGACAACGCCUCUAGCAACACUGCCGCUUUUAGGCGGCACUCGCUGUGA
Molecule: messenger RNA, 1539 nt
Organism: Closterium sp. NIES-65
Lineage: Eukaryota; Viridiplantae; Streptophyta; Zygnematophyceae; Desmidiales; Closteriaceae
Source: the annotation of a GenBank genome assembly